AUGGAGCCUCUGCCAUUGCUGAGCUGCUUGCUGCGCUCGCCGGAGCCGGAGGCACCGGAGAAGAAGCCCGACCUGGCCGGGCAGGAAGAUGACGUUGAUGACAUCGCCGUCGCCUUGCACAUUGGCCCGCCGGAUUCCGCCAAGGGCUUGCCGAUUCUAAGCGAGACUAACGCAGAAUUAGCGGCCACCCAGUACUGGAUUCCCACCCCCACGCAGAUACUCGUCGGCUUCACCCACUUCUCCUGCCAUGUCUGCAACAAAACCUUCAAUCGCUACAACAAUCUCCAGAUGCACAUGUGGGGGCACGGAUCGCAGUACCGGAAGGGGCCGGAGUCGCUGAAGGGGUCGCAGCCGCCGCGGGCGAUGCUGGGGAUCCGGUGCUACUGCUGCGAGGAGGGGUGCAAGAACAACAUAAGCCACCCGAGGGCGAAGCCGCUCAAGGAUUUCAGGACGCUGCAAACGCAUUACAAGCGGAAGCACGGGACGAAGCGGUUCGCCUGCCGGAAGUGCGGGAAGUGCUUGGCCGUCAAGGGCGACUGGCGCACCCACGAGAAGAACUGCGGCAAGCGCUGGCUCUGUGUCUGCGGCUCCGACUUCAAGCACAAACGCUCCCUCAAAGACCACAUUCGCUCCUUCGGCUCCGGCCACGCCCCAUUUCCGGCGUCCUACGACGGCGUUGAUUUGCAUGACGGUGCCACGCGUUCUUUCUUCGUUUAA
Diospyros lotus (date-plum) is the source of this 717-nucleotide messenger RNA. Its product is annotated as protein TRANSPARENT TESTA 1-like. The coding region runs from base 1 to 717 and encodes 238 amino acids. The record is from RefSeq and is a predicted model, not a curated record. Lineage: Eukaryota; Viridiplantae; Streptophyta; Magnoliopsida; Ericales; Ebenaceae. Gene Ontology annotation, molecular function: DNA-binding transcription factor activity. The transcript has 2 exons. Gene Ontology annotation, cellular component: nucleus. Gene Ontology annotation, biological process: regulation of gene expression; anatomical structure development.